AUGGGAUGCUUGUUCUCUUGUUGGAAAACGGAAGUGAUCAAUAUAUAUGAAAAAAGAAAAGAAAUGCGCCUAAGUAAAAUCAAGCGAGCAAACUUGGAUACUGUCCAGGAGAUUAUCCAACAAACGAAUAACUUUGCUCCGAAACAUCGAGUUAAUCAAGGCACAUUUAGUGAAAUCUAUCUGUGUCAAAUUCGCGCAUAUGGUCGUGUAGCCAUUAAGAGAAUGACAAAAUAUAACGUUUCCGUUAAUGCCGCCAAAGAAAGUCAAUUUCUUCGUCGAUAUAAGCAUCGCAAUGUUAUUCAGUUUCAUCAAUGUGUUGAAAUCGACAAUCAGCUAUGCUACAUUAUGGAAUACGUAGAAAAUGGCAAUUUAUGCCAACACUUACAAGAUCAGAAUCCGCAAUUAAAUUGCUGGUAUAGGCUGCAAAUUUGCCUUGGGACUGCUCAAGGAAUUCAAUAUCUUCAUUCUGCCUUCCUGAAGUCAUUAAUUCACGGCGAUAUCAGAACAGAAAAUAUCCUACUCGAUUCCCACUAUGUGGCUAAAAUUGGCAAGUUCGAUCAAUCAAAAUUAACCAAGGCGCGCAUUCCUAGAAAUCAAUUCGAUGAUGAGAUUGCUAUUUUACAAGGCAGUCUUGGCUAUACUCGAAUACCACCUGAAGCUUUUCGCGGUGAAAUAACCCUAGGAUAUGACGUCUAUGGCUUUGGAUCUGUACUGCUAGAAGUUCUAUCCGGCCGGCCUUAUUUAUCUCCUUUUCAAGGGUUUCAAACUCUGGUCCAGUAUUACCGAGUAUGUGAGGAGAAUAAAUGUGUAUUUCCUCGUGAUCCCUACGCUCACUGGCCAUAUAAUAUUGAAAAAACGCUACAGAAUUUAGCUUUUGGGUGUUUGCAAGAGCGACCAUCUAUAAGGCUAUCUCUGAAGAAGGCAGGCUACAUUUAA
Molecule: messenger RNA, 936 nt
Organism: Trichoplax adhaerens
Lineage: Eukaryota; Metazoa; Placozoa; Uniplacotomia; Trichoplacea; Trichoplacidae
Exons: 8
Coding region: 1-936 (311 amino acids)
Biological process (GO): protein phosphorylation
Molecular function (GO): protein kinase activity; ATP binding
Source: RefSeq, a predicted model, not a curated record